UCACUUCUUCAUCACCAAUUCAUAUACCAAUGGCACCUAAUGUCUCUCUUGUUAUUGUUUUCUUGAUAUGCACCGCCGUGGUCUCCGUCACCACAGGCCAUGAAGAUGGCUUCACCGUCGAACUCAUCCACCGUGACUCCCGCAAGUCCCCUAUGUACAACCCAUCGGAGAAUCACUACCUCCGUGUCGCCAACACCCUCCGUCGCUCCAUUAGUCGUAACACGGCGGGGGUGGUGACAAACACAGUGGAGGCUCCUAUUUUCAACAACAGAGGUGAAUACCUCAUGAAAUUAUCCCUCGGAACGCCACCGUUUCCGAUUAUAGCUGUUGCUGACACAGGAAGCGACAUCAUUUGGACCCAGUGCGAGCCAUGCAUAGAUUGCUACAAGCAAGACGCGCCGAUGUUUAACCCGAGUAAAUCGACGACUUACAGUAAAGUGUCGUGUUCCUCGCCUAUUUGCUCGUUUACCGGCGAUGAUCGUCGUUCAUGUUCCUCUACGUCUGAGUGUAUGUACUCGAUUUCUUACGGCGAUAACUCCCACAGCGAAGGAGAUUUUGCUCUUGAUACCCUUUCUAUGGACUCCACCUCUGGUCGCCUCGUUGCAUUUCCUCGUACUGCGAUUGGUUGUGGCCACGACAACUCUGGCACUUUUGAUGCUAACGUUUCUGGCAUUGUUGGACUCGGGCUAGGUCCGGCUUCACUUGUCAAACAAAUGGGAUCGGCUGUUGCUGGAAAAUUCUCUUACUGUUUAACUCCGAUUGGAAGCGAUGAUGUUAAAUCCAACAAACUUAACUUUGGCUCAAAUGCCAAUGUUUCUGGCUCUGGAGCUGUUUCAACCCCUAUUUAUAUCAGUGAUAAAUUCAAAAGUUUCUACUCGCUCAAGUUAAAAGCUGUGAGCGUAGGACGGAAGAAUAUAUUUUAUGUUAGAGCUCGUUCUUCAAUAUUAGGCGAAGCAAAUAUCAUCAUCGACUCUGGCACGACGCUUACAUUACUUCCAGCUGAUGUAUACCAGAACUUUGCCGAAACAAUUUCCAACUCAAUAAACCUCCAGCGCACGGAUGACCCGAAUCGUUUCUUGAAUUACUGCUUCGCAACCACCACAGACGACUACAAAAUGCCACACAUCGCGAUGCACUUUGAAGGCGCCAAUGUGCGCCUUCAUCGAGAAAAUGUGCUCGUUAGGGUGUCGGACGAAGUUGUUUGUUUGGCCUUCGCCAGUUCCCAGGACAACGAUAUUUCGAUCUACGGAAACAUUGCACAGAUCAACUUCUUGGUUGGUUACGAUAUUAACAACAUGUCUAUCUCUUUCAAGCGGGCGAACUGCGUUGCCAUGUGAUUCUCACGCGUGCUUCUUUGUUAUGUUUUUUGAACGUCGAGACGAAAGUAGUAUUCAUAUCCAUGCAUGCAAAAUACUCAUAUUAAUCUCGAGAAAAAUAUUGUAUUUCCAUACGUUGAUUUUUUUUAUGUUAUAUUUAUAUAUAAUUUAUAGA
Messenger RNA from Cucumis melo (muskmelon), 1491 nucleotides. Its product is annotated as aspartic proteinase CDR1-like. Gene Ontology annotation, cellular component: extracellular region. Bases 30 to 1337 code for a protein of 435 amino acids. Gene Ontology annotation, molecular function: aspartic-type endopeptidase activity. NCBI's taxonomy places the organism in Eukaryota, Viridiplantae, Streptophyta, Magnoliopsida, Cucurbitales, Cucurbitaceae. Gene Ontology annotation, biological process: proteolysis. The record is from RefSeq and is a predicted model, not a curated record. The transcript is spliced from 2 exons.